Messenger RNA from Plasmopara halstedii, 552 nucleotides. RefSeq lists its product as uncharacterized. The coding region runs from base 1 to 552 and encodes 183 amino acids. The record is from RefSeq and is a predicted model, not a curated record. The transcript has a single exon. Lineage: Eukaryota; Oomycota; Peronosporomycetes; Peronosporales; Peronosporaceae.
AUGUUUUCAGAGUUACAUACACGUGAUCAUUGGAUGAAUUUUUUUGCUGCUGAAAGGUACAAGAACGCUGCUAAUGAAGCCUGGGAAACGUACAAACGUCUCGAUACUGAGGCUGAACAAGCCGCUCAAGCCGUCUCAACUGCCGAAACCAAACUAAGCGCUCAAGUCAAGAAAAUUGCUUUCGUGCCUCCAGAGUUCGAAGCUGCUCAAGCCGGUAAAAGACCUAAAUUCGACCUAACUUUCAAAGCUACUCUGGCCGAGAAACCCACUCACGCUACCCAAGGUCAAGCCGCCUCUCCUGCUCAUUUUGCUGUCGACAGUCAUGAUAUUCCAGCAACUGAAGAGCUGGACAUGACUUUGAGCCUUUCCAACCCCACAAACCAAGGGACGAAACUCAAGAGAAAAAGAAAACAAGACCAAUUGGACGACAAUCGUGAAAGUGGUUCAAGAAUCGUCAACGACCUUCAUCCUGCUAUCGCACAGCCUGCAAGAAAUACCCUUCCUGACUUAAACUAUGAGCCAAUCGUGUCAAAAGGUAAACAAACGCUUUGA